This is a messenger RNA of Tigriopus californicus, 709 nucleotides long. Its product is annotated as zinc finger CCHC domain-containing protein 10-like. NCBI's taxonomy places the organism in Eukaryota, Metazoa, Arthropoda, Copepoda, Harpacticoida, Harpacticidae. Gene Ontology annotation, molecular function: zinc ion binding; nucleic acid binding. Bases 159 to 635 code for a protein of 158 amino acids. The record is from RefSeq and is a predicted model, not a curated record. The transcript has 3 exons.
CCGGCCGCCCAGAAAUAAAUCAGCAGAAGCAACAAAACAAAGUUUCAAAUCUCAAAACAUCUUGGACAUACCAAAUUCGUUCCACCCAAAACCUGCUAGAGUGUCGUGUUUCCCAAAAUUGCUCCCAUUACCAGUCAUUAACUCAAACCCACCCUACCAUGCCGUUAGGUUCAGGAGGAUUCUUUCCCAAGAAGAGCGAGCCGCCCGCCGAAACAAUUCGCUGCCAGAAAUGUCUCCAAUUUGGCCAUUGGACCUACGAAUGUAAGAAUGAGCGCAAGUACCUUCACCGGGAUUCCAGGACAGUGACUCUCAACAGGAAAUUGAAAGAGGGUGAACAGAGGAAAAGGAAAUUGGAAAUUAAUUCGUCUGUGGCCGACGAGCACGAGGAUGGGCCCAAGGGCGGAAAAUUGGGGAAGACAAAAAAGUCUGCCAUGAAGAGAAAAUCGAAAUCCAAGCGGAAGAAGAAACGGAAAGGUUCGGGAUCGUCGAGUUCAAGUUCUAGCUCAUCAUCCUCAAGUAGCUCCUCCUCGGAAUCAUCAUCACCCAGUUCAUCAUCAUCGUCAUCAUCAUCAUCGUCGUCUGAGUCUGAGAGCGAAGACGAAAAGGAAAAAGGGAAAAAAUCCAAAAAGAAAUGAUUCCGAACACCUUCAUGACCUCUAAAAGUAUUGGAAAAUUAAAUGCCAAUAAAAUGCUUUAUAUUCCGGUUCAA